AUGUCGGCUGAUUGGUUUAAUACUCCAACAAAGAGUUACACAAAGUCUCAUCAAUCACCUUCUCCUGUCCAAGCAGUACCCGCAGAUCCAUUUCCACUUGCUCAACCUGCUCAACCUGCUCAACCACCUCCACGCCAAGGUCGCACUGAAGCUGAACAAGCAAUCUUACGUGAGGAGCGCAAGAAGAAUAAGAAAUCGCGUAAAGCUGAGCAUCAAGUUUUUAAGAAAUUGGUCCAGGAUGGAGUAUCUACAGCCAAUACACAAUCUACUUCAAAUUCAAGAGCAUCUACUGCAGCUCAAGGUAGAUCAAGGCAAAAAGAAUCUCAAAUACGUGAAAAUGAAAAGCUGAAGAAUUUGGAGGCCGGUCUCAGCCUUUCCUCAUCCUCUGAGUCAAUUGAAUACACGCCAUUUACUCAGAUUCUCAAUGAAAAAGUCCAUGGCAUCCACAGGAACAUUAUUGGAGUUAUUGCAGGCGUUAAAAAAAGAGGCAGAUCUAAAAGUGGUGAUUCUUAUCUCAACAUGAUCGUUUGUGAUCCUUCAACCCCAGACUCUUCCAAGGCUCUUAAUCUUAAUCUUUUUGCAGUAUCUGAGGAUGAAUUACCUAAAGCUCAACCAAGUUGUGUUAUCCUGGUCAGGCACUCUUUCCUACAACGCUUCUCUUUUAAAAUUCAAGCCGCUGGACGAAAAGGCGAUUAUAAUUGGGCAUUGUUUAACCCUGAAACACGGGGCAUUACUACAUCUGCACAUCUUCUACCUCAACUCGGUAAAGAGGAAGCUACUUAUAUAGACAGAAUCAGUAAAUGGUGGAAGAUUAUCAAUCCAGAUGUAAUUGUUCCUGCCACUGGCAAUUUACGCCAAACGAUAUCUAUUAAUCAAGUACAAGAGAAAGUGUUUUGCAAUUUUAUCGCAGAAGUUCUUUUUGUUGAUGAUGUUCCCCCUCCUGGUGCUUUGGAGUUAUGUGUUACAGAUUAUACGCAAAAUCCUAAGCUAAAGGAAGCAUGGCACGGUCUGCAUGGUAAUAGAGUGAUGAAGCUGUCACUUUAUGAUGAACAGAGAAAUGCUGGAAAGAUUGUGUCAUCAGGAAACUUUAUCUUAUGCAACAAUGUUCGCCCAAAAAUGAACCCGGGUAUCUUAGAGGGCAAUAUGGGAAGCGAUUUCGGUAAAGUCAACAUUCAUAGGCUUCACGAAAGUGAUGAAAGACUACUUCCAUUAUUACAUCGUAAACAGGAAUUCGAUCACCAAUAUGGACUACCUGAGUACAUGGCUACUCAAAGCACACACCUUCCUUCUUCCAGCAUACCUGAAAGCACUCCAGCAAUGAUGAGCUCGUCAUUAGAAACUCCAUCUAGGAAAGGGGAACAAAAAGAGCAAGAAGCUGAAUCAAUGGCAUCGCCUAUCUCAAGGCAAGUAAAAAAGCUCCCAAAGUCUCGAGUAAAAACCAAAUUGAAUGUGAAUCACGAUACGGCGGCUGUUUCAAUCGACUCGAUAAAUUCCAUAUCAAAAUCUGCGCACAAAUACCACAUUAAAGCACGCAUAGUUGACUUUUCUCCUCAAAUUGCAGACUGGGCAAAAGCUAAGUGUACAAAUUGUGAUGUUGUAUUAGAUACCAAUGACCUCGUCUGCGGUAAGUGCGAUCAAGAUGCUUAUGUAACAUACAAAUACCUCUUUGCACUACUGCUGGAAGAUGAACGCGGUGAUACUUUACCGGCCUUUUGUUGUGAUGAAGAUGCUGUCGCGUUAUUUGAUGGCUUGAGCGCCGAAGAAGCAAGGACGGAGAAAGGGCUUCUAAAGAUGAAGAAGAAACUGGGCAAAGUUUUGGGACACCUGAUUGAUGCUAAAGAUCCUGAAGAUGCCGAACAAGUGACAUCACCAGAUGAAUACAAUGAUUUCUUAAUAUUUAGCUACAAGCCGGUCUUGUUAAAGGAUAAGAUUGCUUAUCGUGUAUUUUGUACGACGUUAUUAUAG
This is a messenger RNA of Wallemia ichthyophaga EXF-994, 1965 nucleotides long. RefSeq lists its product as uncharacterized. The transcript is spliced from 6 exons. NCBI's taxonomy places the organism in Eukaryota, Fungi, Basidiomycota, Wallemiomycetes, Wallemiales, Wallemiaceae. Gene Ontology annotation, cellular component: nuclear telomere cap complex. Gene Ontology annotation, molecular function: telomerase inhibitor activity; G-rich strand telomeric DNA binding. Gene Ontology annotation, biological process: regulation of telomere maintenance via telomerase; telomere capping. The record is from RefSeq and is a predicted model, not a curated record. The coding region runs from base 1 to 1965 and encodes 654 amino acids.